UCUGUCUCAUAUAUAUUUCACUCCACAGCUGCAGCAAAAUAAAAAGCCUUUCAGGAAUUAGGGUUUCUUCUCUCGCAUCCCCGCAUUCAAGAGAAAGAGGGUAGAAGAAGAAGAAGAAGGCGACAAUGGUGUCGGGUUCAGGGAUAUGCGCAUCACGGGUGGUGGUGGACGCAAGGCACCACAUGCUUGGUCGUCUGGCGUCGAUAGUGGCGAAGGAGCUUCUCAAUGGUCAGAAGGUUGUGGUGGUUAGGUGCGAGGAGAUCUGCAUUUCCGGUGGGCUCGUGAGACAGAAAAUGAAGUAUAUGAGGUUCCUCCGUAAGAGGAUGAACACUAAGCCCUCUCAUGGUCCCAUCCAUUUCCGUGCUCCUUCUAAGAUCUUCUGGCGCACCGUUCGAGGUAUGAUACCACACAAGACAAAGCGUGGGGAAGCUGCACUUGCUCGUUUGAAGGUUUUUGAGGGAAUCCCUCCUCCCUAUGACAAGACAAAGAGGAUGGUCAUCCCUGAUGCUCUGAAGGUUCUGAGGCUUCAGAAGGGACACAAAUUCUGCUUGCUUGGUAGAUUGUCAUCUGAGGUUGGAUGGAACUACUACGAUACCAUCACUGAGCUGGAGAAGAAGAGAAAGGAGAAGGCACAUUUGUUGUACGAGAGAAAGAAGCAGCUCAACAAAUUGAGGGUGAAAGCUGAGAAGGUUGCUGAGGAGAAGCUUGGUUCCCAACUUGAUAUCCUUGCUCCAGUCAAAUACUGAGUAGUCUUAUUCUAGUGUUUUGAUUAUUUUUCUUUUUCUGAGGUAUACCUAAUUGAACUACCCGUUUCAAUUUUGUUGGCUGUUGAUUUUGUCGUUGAACCCUGGAAUAUGAUAUGAUAAUCUUGGAAGCUAUUUAUUUUUGCUUU
Molecule: messenger RNA, 892 nt
Organism: Arachis stenosperma
Lineage: Eukaryota; Viridiplantae; Streptophyta; Magnoliopsida; Fabales; Fabaceae
Product: 60S ribosomal protein L13a-4
Exons: 4
Coding region: 126-746 (206 amino acids)
Biological process (GO): translation; negative regulation of translation
Cellular component (GO): cytosolic large ribosomal subunit; ribosome
Molecular function (GO): structural constituent of ribosome; mRNA binding
Source: RefSeq, a predicted model, not a curated record